This is a messenger RNA of Ooceraea biroi (clonal raider ant), 1466 nucleotides long. RefSeq names its product ubiquinone biosynthesis O-methyltransferase, mitochondrial. The record is from RefSeq and is a predicted model, not a curated record. NCBI's taxonomy places the organism in Eukaryota, Metazoa, Arthropoda, Insecta, Hymenoptera, Formicidae. Gene Ontology annotation, molecular function: 3-demethylubiquinol 3-O-methyltransferase activity; polyprenyldihydroxybenzoate methyltransferase activity. Gene Ontology annotation, cellular component: mitochondrion. Gene Ontology annotation, biological process: ubiquinone biosynthetic process.
UCUUCAGAGUUUAUUCUAUCAAUAUUUCCAGAAUCAUAAUUUUGAUCAUUGUCUGGAUCCAGCAUUGUAUUUAUGACUAAGGACGAAUAUGAAAGUCCUCAGAAUUUCUAUGCAUUCCAAUAUAUUAUCAGAAAGUGUUUUUUAAAACAAGUCAAAAUUAUAUUUGGUUUCAAUUUAAUCACAUUGUUCAAUACAUCAUAUUUUUAUAAAGUGUUUGUUCAGAAGUCAGCAAUACUGAUCAAGAAGCUCUGACAUUACACAUUUGAUUGACACAGGAAAGUGUUAAAUGCGUUAACAUAAUGGCCAACGCGAUUUCGACAGUGGAUCCGAAGGAGAUCGAUCAUCACUCUGAUUGGAAGCAUUUCUGGUGGGAUGUAGACGGAAAAGCAAAAUUACUUCACGCAUUUAAUCCCGUCAGACUAGAAUUCAUUAGAAAAGGGUUGGCCGAUAUCGAUUUCGAAUCACGGAAUCCAACUCUUCCGCUGAACGGAAUCAAAAUCGCGGAUAUCGGCUGUGGCGGUGGUAUAUUGACCGAGUUUCUGGCUAGAGCAGGAGCGCAGGUGACUGGGAUCGAUGCAGCUACAGAUUUGAUUGACGUUGCUAAAGAGCAUGUGCAACUGGAUCCUACUAUAUCAGAUCGAGUUAAUUACUUCUGCACAACUAUAGAAGAGUUUUCUCUGAAUAACAAAGAAUCAUACGACGCUGUUGUAGCUUCUGAGGUUGUGGAACACGUGACAGAUCCUGAGUUAUUUCUAAAGGAAUCCGUAAAGAUUCUGAAACCCGGCGGAUCAAUUUUCGUGACCACAAUAAACAAAACUCUGGCGUCUUGGUUGGGUGCUAUUAUAAUAGCAGAAUAUAUCUGGAAAAAGAUACCUUGUGGCACUCACCAUUGGAGUAAGUUUAUCGCUCCUGAUGAAAUUGAACGAAUUUUAGAAAAAUAUGACUGCAAAACAAACUUAAUUGAGGGUAUAGUAUUCAAUCCCCUGUCGUAUACUUUGUCUCUCUCCUCAUAUAAAGGGAUUAAUUAUGCAGUUCAUGCAGUUAAGAAAAAGAAGAUUGACGCAUAAUUAAACGAUUGACAAUUAUGGCUACUCUUGUUUGUGUCAGGGACUUUAGUGUGUACGUGCGUCUACUAAGGAUCACAUUAUUAUAUAGAAAAAGUACAUAUUAAACUCGCGCUUUAUAACUCGAGGUGGUAUCCAUAUACUUAUAACAAUAAAUAAGGUGGAAUAAAAAAAGGUGGGAGGAUGUAUACAGGUGUCAUGUAGUAUGAAAAGAAUGCGUUUUAAUGUAAUAAAUUUAGUCGAUUCACUGUAAUACAAUAUUAAUGCUAAGGAAAGGAUAUACAGAAUUCUCAUUGAAUAUAUCAUCUAUAUCUUCUAAUUUAAAAUAUAUCAUAAACAUAUAACGAUACACUCGCACACAUAAUCACGAGUUAGAAGGCAAUAAAUUAUAGGAAGUUAUUA